Lotus japonicus is the source of this 1022-nucleotide messenger RNA. RefSeq names its product protein OXIDATIVE STRESS 3-like. Bases 330 to 908 code for a protein of 192 amino acids. The record is from RefSeq and is a predicted model, not a curated record. The transcript is spliced from 2 exons. NCBI's taxonomy places the organism in Eukaryota, Viridiplantae, Streptophyta, Magnoliopsida, Fabales, Fabaceae.
CCGGAUUAGGGGGACAAGAAAUAUCAAAUUCGGAUAAAACCGAAUCUUACUAUUUCUGUCUUAUAGAAUAUCAUGAUAUAAUUUAAAAAAAAAUGUAUUCUUAUCCAAUCAUCUUAAAGCCUUGCUUAUAAAUCAUCCAAGCUAGUCUUUCUAUUCAUUGACACAAUCACUUGUGAUUCCAUUUAAAGCAUAGCUUUAGAAAGAGGGAAAAGUAGGUGUGUCAUAGAGUGCUAUAGCCAGGUAUAAAUUGUUGCUUGAAUGGUUUGGAAGAAAGUGAAAAUUUUACGAAGUAUAAAAACUAAAAAGGGUAAAAAAAAGGUUUAUUAGAGAUGGAGCAGCUGAAGUAUGCUACUGUUGAAGCUAAUAAGAAAGGAGUUGAAGCAAUUGAUGAUGAGUGUGAUCUUUUUGGUUUUAGUUCUUCUUCUGAGUCUGGAAUUUCAAGUGGGACGUUUUUGGAAUCUGAUUCAUUUGAAGAAGUUACAUCCCCUCCUUGUUCUUCAUCAUCAGGUGAUGAUCAUGUUGGAGAUGACCCUUUGAGUGACAUGUCUUCUUUGAUUCAACAACUUCCCAUUAAGAGGGGACUUUCAAAGUAUUACCAAGGGAAAGCACAAUCUUUCACUUCAUUGGCAAAAGUGAACAGCUUGGAGGAUCUGGUUAAGCCAGAGAACCCAUACAACAAGAAGUUGAAGUCUUGCAGAAGCUAUGGAGGGAAAAUGGAUGAGACACAAAGGGCAAAGUGCACUCCUAGUGCUAUUUCUAGGAGGAGAUUGCAUACAACAGGUUCAAGCUAUUCAGUGAGUACUGCAGAAAGGGGCAGUGGCAACUUUACUCGUAGCAGGCCUCAAAUCCCACCUCAUAGAUCUACCAGUUCCAACAAUAUUCCUAAUCAAACUGCUCUGUUUGUUUGAAAGGGAUCAAAAGUUGAGAUGUUUAUUCUUUUUUUUUUGUAAAUUAAUAGCUGAGAGGUAUUUGGUGUUGGGAAUUUGCAAUCAUAGUCUUAAUAAAUAAAAAAUUAUUUGCAA